CAAAACCUCUCGUAUUUAAAUCUCAGUCUUGCCGAGCUUUACUUUCUCAACUCGCUCUAGGCCUGCAUUUUCAAAAGCUAAGAUGCCAAAAUUGUAUGAGAUGAGCAGCAGUUGCUUGCUAAAUCUUGGUCAUGGGGCGAUUAAAUGGUUCCAUUACUAUGUUGUCUUAUCCUGGGCUGCCAUAUUUAUCUCUGGUCUGGUUUUCAGCCAUGGCUUUGUAGAAUAUGCUCUCAGUAAUGUGUUGAUAUCCUAUUUAACAACAGACUUGAAGAUGGAAUAUCUUCCAAAAGCCACAACGAUUAUAUAUAUUCGAGACGGUGUAUCAUCAGUGCUGACAAUUGUUCUUGCUCACAUAUCAGAUGCCUACACUGGACGUUUUGAAAUGGUGGCCAUCUCCACUGCUUUUUAUAUCCUUGGAUUGUUGCUAAUGAGGUUGUUUGGAACUCAAAUAAUGUUGUUCUUUGUGGCAAUGGCGCUAGUAGCUGUAGGUAGUGCAGGACACGAACCGGUUCUAAAAGCAUUUCUUGCUGAUCAAUUAAGCGAGCUUGAGCCAAAGCCAAGUAUAGAUGAGGAACGGGUAGAGGCCCGUGCAAGUGUCUGGUGGCGCGUCGCGCGGUUCUCAGGUGCUACCACAGCUACAUUUGCGAUUUUAUCAGAUACUGAAUGGAAAGUUAAGUUCCACGCAUCACUAAUUGCAAUGGUGAUCGCAUAUCUGCUGCUCUGGUUGGGCUUCUCCUUAUACUAUUGCAACUGGAUGGGCUUCUCCUUAGAAUAUUGCAACUGGUGGGCCUUCUCCUUAUACUAUUGCAAAAAAGCCACGGGCAGCCCCCUUACUCUUGUUUUUCGUGUUCUUAAGGCAGCAAUUAUGAAAUGCCACCUGGACUACCCCCUUGAGUCGACGCAAUUCUACAGGAAUGACAGCAAUCAAUUGCCAUUGUUUCCUCGCGUUCGAUUCUUAAGCAGGCUGUUAGACAAAGCUGCCAUUGUGGAGAAGUCCUCUCUUAGUCCAGAAGAACAAGAAAUUACAAGAAGGGUUUUCACAGUUGCACAAGUAAAGGAAGUAAAACUUUUAUUUAGAACGGCUCCUAUGUGGAUACCCUUCUAUGUUUAUAGUCUAGUGGCCGCAACAGGGAAUACUUUUUUCAUUGACCAAGCUGCCAACUUGAAUGAUAAAAUUGGGGAUGGAUUCGUUGUUCCAAUGAAUAUUUUCUUUCUGAUGAGGUCCUUCUCGAGCUUCACAGUCCCGUUUCUGUGGGACUUAUUAAUAUCAAAGCACUUGGGUGAAGGAGGGAAACACCUUGCUACGCUUGUGAGAAUUGGUUGUGGGAUGGUCUGUUUAAUAUUAUGUUGCAUCACUGCUUGGCAGGUUGAGCUUCAGAGAUUGCAUGAUUCAACUGGGCAAAUGAGCAUCCUUUGGUUAGCUCCACAGUACUGUUUGUUGGGAGCUAUGGAAGGACUUGCGCUGGUGGGGCUUCAAGUUUUCUUUUAUGGUCAAGUUGCUGAAUCCAUGAGAAGCUAUGGGCCGCCCUUCACCGAAUGUGUACUGGGCAUUGGAAAAUUCAUCAGCAUACCCUUUAUCUUCAUUUUUAGACACCUUAAAUACGAACCAUUUGGAUCAUUAUUACCUUACGUUAGUUCUCCUCUCUGUUGGGAACCUAUUGAUCUACAUUUGUGUUCCAGGAAUAUAUUUCUAUAAAGUGGAGGAGGAAAAUUCAGCUCCAAACAAGGAAGAGGAUGUUAUUCAAGCGCAGCCGGCAGAGCAGCCAAGUACUUGAAACUCAAAUCAUUAGGUAACAGAUCGUUGUACAAUCCAUGGUCUCAUAAAGUUGUGCUGAUAUCCCAAACGUUUACAUUAGAGUAAUUCUAUAAAUAAAUACUCCGUAGAACAUAUGUUGUGAGUAUGGGAUCCACACUCCAUCUUAUGAAGUCAUAAAAGUGAUAGUGUGUGUUUGUGUGUUAGGAGUCUAGGAGAAAAUGCAUUUCAGUACUUUCAUGAUUAGUGCUCAGUGUGUUGAGUGUAUCAAGCAAGGAUUUGAUUUGUGUGUGCAAGAGGUGAAAAUGUGUGUGUAUAUAUGUAUGUAAUAUGAAUGGUGGAAGUGUAACACACUUGGGCUACAAAUGAAUUGAAUCGAGACGAGACGAGAUGAGCCGAGCUUUCGAUUGUUCGGGCUUGCUAUGCCAGAGAGCUUCUGGGUUCGACUCGGACUCGGUCUAGCCAGGCUCGAGUUCAGCUCGGUAAUUUUUUCUUAA
Messenger RNA from Cornus florida, 2250 nucleotides. Its product is annotated as protein NRT1/ PTR FAMILY 5.6-like. NCBI's taxonomy places the organism in Eukaryota, Viridiplantae, Streptophyta, Magnoliopsida, Cornales, Cornaceae. Gene Ontology annotation, molecular function: transmembrane transporter activity. The record is from RefSeq and is a predicted model, not a curated record. Gene Ontology annotation, biological process: transmembrane transport. Gene Ontology annotation, cellular component: membrane. Bases 83 to 1696 code for a protein of 537 amino acids. The transcript has 5 exons.